ACUUUUUGGGUUCUUCUGUUGUUCUUCGAAGUUGAAAGAAGAGCAGGUACCUGCGUUUAUAGUUAAUUUACUCCGUUAGAUUUCUUUAAGACGGCUUUAAUGGACUCAAAUUCCACAAUCUGGGAACAAAUUGAACGCUCUGAGAGUUGCCUUGUUGCUUCUAUGUAUGAAGAAGCUGCGUCAUUGGCUUCCUCGGUUUUAAAUAGAAUUUGCAACAAUUUGGAUAUUCAAGUUGCUGAAGAAAAAUCUGAGUUGAAUGAUAUGAUGGUAUCUGCUGGUAUGGUGUUGGUUCAGUCCUUGAGCCGACUUGGCAGGGCAUCAGACAUUUCGAAGGAGCUCAAACUGCUGUUUGUGUCUGUUGAUGCUAUACCUGUUCAAGUUCUUCUUACUGGGGUAUGCUUUCAGAUAUCAGAAGGCUCAUCUUUAGGUGUCAGAGAGUUUCUUGAAGAAUUCCUUGAGAAGUGGCAUUUUGUGGAUGAAAACUAUUAUGUUCUUAAUGGUGCACAAAUAGAUGUUAAGGCGCAGCAAGGGUAUGAGAAUAGCAGCAUUUUGGGAGUUGAUGAGUAUAUUCAGGUCGUUGAACUCUAUGCUGUGUCACUUCUUGGCGCAGCUUUGAAAGAUGUGGACCAUGCAAUUGCUUGGGUGGAGAAAGCUGCUUUACCUGAGGAAAAAAGACAGGGACUUUUGAGGAGAUUGCACUCCUUGUACUCUCUUAAAGCUACCAACUCAUCACAGGGAUCCUCAGAUUUACCAGCAAAUAACCCUGAUUCUCACCGUUCAUCCUCAAAAGGACUUAAUGUUUCUAAGGACCCUUUGAAAGUUUUUGAAACCAGUUACCUGCCUAACACAGAGAAUAAUACAAAAACAGGAAUUUUGAAAUUGUCCAAGUGUAUGGACCCGUAUUUCUGGUGGAACCGAACAAUCACUUUGAAGUUUGGAAAUGCACGAUUUGUCAUAACUAGUGGGAAGAUUUUGCUUGGAUGCUUGGUGUUUCUCAUUUACUAUGCUUUCCGGUGGAAACAAGCGAAAGUAAAAGGGGUUAUUAGCAGACACGUUUUAUCCAUGAAGAAGGCUUUGAUAGAUCUAUGGCAGCUCACAUUCUCAUACCAAGUAAAUCCCCUAGCUGCUGUUCAACCUCUUCCUGCUCCAACACGAGGUGGCCGGUGACGACUUCAAAGGAAAAGAAAGUAUAAUAAUCCUCACCAAUGAUCUCAUUAGUUGGUAUGUUGUACAUUCAUCUUUUUUUGGAUGGUUACCAUCCAGCCAGGUAUCACCUUGAUCAUAUAAAUUAAACAAAAUAAAAAAAUACCGAAAGCUUAAGGUUUCGGAGCUGUCACUUGUACUUUUUACGGGCGAGUUAGCGGUCUCCGUAUUUUUACUGGCUUAAAUGCUGUCUUCGUCUGUUUUCUUUGGUGGAACUGAGAACCUGAAAUCGAGAUUAUGAAUUUGCGGCCAUUGUUUCAGUUAAAAAUCAUGUUUUACCAUCAAAGAAAUGCGACUUAUUUUUCUGUUGAAGUUGCUUCCAAUUUUUCCUUUGAGUCAAUUUUGUAUGAGUUGAUCUACAUGGAUAUUCACAAAUUCGAUCGGUGUAUCAAAUCAAAAUUUACCAUCUCUAAUAAUGACACAACUCUAAUAAGAAUUUGCACA
Mercurialis annua (annual mercury) is the source of this 1647-nucleotide messenger RNA. Its product is annotated as protein APEM9. The record is from RefSeq and is a predicted model, not a curated record. Gene Ontology annotation, biological process: peroxisomal membrane transport. Lineage: Eukaryota; Viridiplantae; Streptophyta; Magnoliopsida; Malpighiales; Euphorbiaceae. The coding region runs from base 100 to 1167 and encodes 355 amino acids. The transcript has 6 exons.